UGACACACGGUCGCCCCCCUAGUCUUUGCGGUGUGUCCAGCUCUGUCGCUACCGGUUGGCCCCAGUUGGCCUUUUUUUGGCCCACUCUACAUGUUGAAUCUGAGGAGUCGUCGCCGGCGCGGUUGGGGGUAGGAAUCUCUCUGAUUGGCUGUUCAGCUAAGCGAAACAGGAGAGCCAGUGCACGGGAAGAAAUACGGAAGCGCCUCUUCUAUUCUUGUUCCGCUAAUAAAAGACCAAAGGCUCCAUUUUCCAGUUCCAUUUUCAACUUUUUAUCAGACCUUAUUCUCCAUUAGAAGUACCUAUGUUACGAGAGUUGUGCGACAACGGUGAGAAAAUUGUCUUCUCGUAUCACAACAGCGGUUUAUUUAUCCGCGUUCUUCCUCGUCCUCUUCCGGUUUCCCCUUUUUGGAAUGACGAUUACAGACUACCAUGGAGAGUCUGUAAUGCCUCUUGCGCAGAAUGUACAUGGUUGUUUGGCCGUUGACUGAAGUCUUUGCGGUGUGUUCUAGUGCAACUUUUUGGCCAAGACCAAAGGCGUCCACCAACGACGCCACUACUUCUUGGCACUCUGCUUGGUGUGUCAGGGCCUUUAGGGUGCACUCACACUAGGCAAAGUUGUCCCGUACCGUGCUUUAGAACGAUUGUCCCCCCUCCUCAUUCCCCCGCUGGCCCGCACUCACUGCUCCAGGACUAACCGGGCCUGAGCACAGUUACCUUUUGAACAUGAUGUCAUUAUACAACACAUGCAUGUCUUUAAGUGAUCAUGCAAAACGUGCUGAGUUUACAAGACAGGUGGACUCGAGAGAAAAAAAUUAAAAAAUAGGGACGUACUGUCGGGUCUGCGUCCGCACAUCGGAGAACAAGUCAGCUACUUUACAGACUUUGUGUCUUAUUUUGAGUCAUUUUAGUCAGAUACAGCCAGAACACCCCGGGAUUUCACCAUAAUGAAAGCUGUCAAUGUUGUGUACCCGUGCUUGUGCUCGUGCAUGAACUGUGUACCGUGCUGAAGCACACCUCUUCCAAGCAUGCCAGGGCCAAGGAAGUGCUUGAGCAUGGAUCAGAGCGCUCACACUAGUCAAACAAGCUGGACUUUAGGGGUGAAGCAUGCUUGGUCAUGGUACUGAUUGCCUAGUGCGGUGCUAGAGUUGUGCCGCAAUGAUGCAUUUUCUGACCAGCAGGCUUUUCAGCAUCAUCUGAGCCAAAUAAAUACCUUCAUUACAAACCAGGAUAAAGAGACUUCCAAUUCUGAGAUGAAAGUUUCAGUUACAAACUUCCUGAGGCUUGUUCACACUCUAAUGGAAGAUCACUGUCAGAGGGAUAUCUUUUAUAAGAACAUCUUCCCAACACUGUUUGGUCCUAAAUAUGACUCAGCUCUACAGGCUCUAAUGAAGAAAUUCCUCCUCAAUCUGCAUGAGCUGCUGCCUGUUCCUAACCUUGAACAAACUUCCCUUUGGUUGAGUCUGUCUCCUUCUAUCUUGAAAGAGUGUGUGGACUUCAUGAACCAGUCUAAGCCACUUAAAACACUUAUCCAGCAUCACAAACACCAUGGGCACAAAGUUCCUAAAGCUUUGUCUUCCUCUGGGGAUGAUUGCAUCCUUUCCAGCCUGUCGUAUCACCUACCGAAUGUGGACAAAGACAAAGGGGAUGUAGUUGUCAAAACUGAACCCACAUUUGACCCUGAUGAUUGGCAGGCAGAUAACCUAUUGAGCAGUGAGUCAAAACAAGUUGAAGAAGACGACGUUAAUGUGUUCUAUUCUGAAUUUGUGAAAAAUGAGGAAGAAUAUGGACAGCAGUGUGUCAGUGAUGUAACUGAAGAUCAGGGAGCAUCUGUUGAAGUAACAGUUCCAUUUUUUGAGGAAAAUGAGUCCAGUGAUGGUGACCACAUGGAUGAAAAAUGGUUCAAUCACUUGGGAACUUGCAGUCGGACAUCUAAUGAGGACGGCAGUCUUGACGAACACCAGAGGAUGCGUGCGGGCAGAAGCAAAGGACAAGAAGAGAUGGACCCACAUUGUUCCUCAAGCUCGGCUUUUCACACUGAACCACUCCCUAUUGAUAAAUUCAACAAGUCUGUUCCUUUUGACAUGUCAAACAUUGCACCCCAGGAAUUAAUAUCCUCUGACACAUCACAAGAACAAACAUCUAAAAGAAGCAGUCGCGUCAAACAAUGCUCCAUAUGCAGGGAAAUAUUUACUAGUUCUACUGACCUGAUGAAACACAUGAGAAGCCACACUGAACAUAGUCCUUACCUUUGUUGUUAUUGUGGGGAAGAUUUUGAUAGCUAUAAAGACUGCAUGUCACACCAGAAAGAUAAAUGCAAAGCUUCAAACCAGUCUUCAAAAGACAGUUCCAUGAGCCAUGAAAAUAACAUGAAACAGGAGAUCAAUGAGGUUUAUAGUGAAAUAAGUCAGAGCUCGACAACUGCAGAUGCAUCAGCAGACUCAAAGGCUUAUAAACAGCCACUGACAUGUCCAAAAUGUUGCCAGCGUUUUACCUACCACAAGAGUUUUGAGAAGCACCAGAAAAUAUGUUCAGAAGCAGCUUCUCGGAAGAUUAAGAAAACCAACACAAUCAAUUUAAUUAAUAAUAGAUGUGAUAUCAUUUCAGUUGACAAGGCUAUGGAGAGCACUUCGUCCGCAGCAGUGGCUUCCAGUGAAAUAAGUCAGAGCUCGACAACUGAAGAUGCAUCAGCAGACUCAAAUGCGUACAAACAACCUCAAACGUGUCCAAAAUGUGGCCAGUGUUUUACUUACUACAAGAGUUUUGAAAAGCACCAGAAAACAUGUUUGGAAGCAGCCCCUCAAACAAAAGAGCCAACCAACACAAACUAUUUAAUCAUCAAUGGCUGUGAUUUCUUUUCAGUUGACAACACUAAUGAGAUCAAUGCUGAGAAAAGUUCUGAAACAAUGGAAAGCCAAACUGCAACUUCAUCCACAGCAGAUGAUGCAGAGGGCUCCCAGUGUAAAGAUGGAACCUUUAAGUGCACCAUGUGUGAGAAAGACUUUUCAAACAUUGUGCUCAUGCAAAGACAUUACUCUGAGUCCCAUGAUUUCAGAGGCCCAUACCCCUGUACUUUGUGCAAGACCACUUUUACCAGGUUGGCUGAAUUGGUUCACCAUCAGCAAAACAAACAGUUGUUCCAAUGCCCUACCUGCAAGAAAGGUUUAAGAACUCCAGAAGAAAUAAAAAAACAUAAAAAAGUACAUACUCCAACACCAUGCAAAUGUGAAACAUGUGGUAAAUGCUUUAAAUCUCACUAUCCUCUGAUGCGGCACAGGAGAACACAUAGAGAACAGCCACCUGUUGUUUGUACAUACUGUGGGAAACAGUUUGCUUCAAAAAACUACCUGAAAGCUCAUAUGGUGAGGCAUACAGGUGGUUACCCAUGCCCAGAGUGCGGGAAGGUAUUCUAUCAAAAAACAUACCUUACAUAUCAUCUUUAUAAACACAAAGGGCAAGAGCCGUACCUCUGCGAAACAUGUGGGAAAGGAUGGCCGAACGCGGCUCUGCUCAAGGUUCACAUGGUUAAACAUAGAGAGGAUCGACCAUUUAAGUGUGAAGACUGUGGUGCAACUUACAAACGGGAAUCCCAUUUAAUGGCUCACCGCAGAUCCAAACAUUUGGGCUUGCGGCCAUUUGUGUGCGAGGUUUGCAGCAAGGCCUUUAGAUUAAACAAUGAAUUGAAAAAUCACAUGAAGGUACACACAGGAGAACGGCCCUUCUCGUGUCCAGUGUGUGGCAAACACUUUACACAAGCCUAUAGCCUAAAGAAGCACAGAGAAAAGCCAUGUAUGUAGGAGAAAUAUAUUGUGAGCUUGUACUGUUUGAAAACUGACAGUUAUCCAUGUACCAUACCAUAUUCUAUGUGUGUGUACAUAUGUGUCAAUUUGUGUAUGUUCAUUCAACCAAGUUGUUUUGUAUGAUUGACAGUUUUAAUAAUUGAGCCACAUAAUUAUAAAUAAAGAAGAAAAAAAAAAUCUUGAGU
Messenger RNA from Labrus mixtus (cuckoo wrasse), 3982 nucleotides. RefSeq names its product zinc finger protein 665-like. Bases 1251 to 3794 code for a protein of 847 amino acids. The record is from RefSeq and is a predicted model, not a curated record. Gene Ontology annotation, cellular component: nucleus. The transcript is spliced from 6 exons. Lineage: Eukaryota; Metazoa; Chordata; Actinopteri; Labriformes; Labridae.